CGCCAUUCUCAACACAGUGCGUUACUCAACAAUAUUAUCAUGCUUGAAAUUAGGGAUUUUUACUUGAACACUUUUUAUGAUUGGGAUUAGAUUACGUACGUUAUUUUCUCAAAAGUAUUGUUAUUUUCCUGUACACACUCGAUAUCUAUUCUCUAAUAUGUCUGUCAGUUAUUUAAGUCAGGUCGAAGCUCAACAAGUAGAUAAUGAAUUAUUUACGGAAUAUGCUUUCUCUGUUGAUCAGCUGAUGGAAUUAGCUGGUCUAAGCUGUGCUAUCGCUAUCAAUAAGGCUUAUCCCCUUAAUAAACUAACUAAAACCAAUGGUUCUAUACUUGUUUUCUGCGGACCAGGGAACAAUGGUGGAGAUGGUUUAGUUUGUGCUCGACACUUGAAAAUGUUUGGUUACAAACCUUCGAUAUAUUAUCCACGUAAUCCUCCAACUAAACAAUUAUAUAAAAAUUUAAUUAUUCAAUGUGAAAAAAUGGAUAUACCUUUUCUAAGUCAUUUGACAAAUGAAACCAAUAACUUAUCUCAAUCUUAUGAUUUAUUUAUUGAUGCACUUUUUGGAUUUGGUUUCAAACCUCCUGUAAGUCCAGAAUUCAAAAGUAUACUACAAAUUAUGUCAAUGAGUCAAAUUCCUGUUGUCUCGAUAGAUGUUCCAUCAGGAUGGAAUGUAGAAACUGGACCGUUAGAUAAUGAGAAUAAUAUACAACCAGAUUGUUUAAUUUCACUAACUGCACCGAAAUUAUGUGCUCAUUUCUUUCAAGGACAAUAUCAUUUCCUCGGUGGGAGAUUUGUUCCAGAUGCACUGAUGAAAAAAUACAAAUUAAAACUACCAACAUAUCCUAAUCAUGAGUUAUGUGUUUUACUGAAUUCCUCCAAUGAUAAGCAGUAGUUAGGCAAUAAAUUUACCAAACUUUUGUAAAUGACAUUUUCUUAAAAAAAUUAUCUUUUGUCUAGGAAGUUGCACGGAAUUUUGAUUUGUUUACUAAUAACACAACUAACUGCAGUAGCCUUGAUUGACAGAUUGUUUUUUUUGUGUACACUAUCAGAUCAUAUUUUUUAUCUCAGUUAUGUUAGUUUCCAUGUGAAUAAAAUACAUCAGUUUAUCGUAUAUCAUAAUUUUCAAAAGAAUUUUUGUCGCAAAUGUUACAUGUAGAUAUCUUGAAUAACACAAGUCUAUUAUUUUUAACAGAGGUAAGGAUGAAAUUAGUACUCAUUUUUAUUGUACAGGUUUAAUGUAUUUGUAGACAAAAUUAUUUACUGACUGGUUUUGGUUCUUAUUUAAUGCAACAGAAUAAUUGAAGACUGAUCUACGAAUUUAUUUAAUUACUG
Schistosoma turkestanicum is the source of this 1332-nucleotide messenger RNA. The record is from the annotation of a GenBank genome assembly. NCBI's taxonomy places the organism in Eukaryota, Metazoa, Platyhelminthes, Trematoda, Strigeidida, Schistosomatidae.